Messenger RNA from Paramormyrops kingsleyae, 3660 nucleotides. Its product is annotated as forkhead box protein O3-like. Gene Ontology annotation, biological process: regulation of transcription by RNA polymerase II. NCBI's taxonomy places the organism in Eukaryota, Metazoa, Chordata, Actinopteri, Osteoglossiformes, Mormyridae. Gene Ontology annotation, cellular component: nucleus; mitochondrial matrix. The record is from RefSeq and is a predicted model, not a curated record. Gene Ontology annotation, molecular function: RNA polymerase II cis-regulatory region sequence-specific DNA binding; DNA-binding transcription factor activity, RNA polymerase II-specific.
UUUGGAUGGUGUCUCUUUAAAAGGCGAUCCUCUCUCUGAUAUUGAAGGGGCAUGUCUUUUUAAACGGCUUUAGUCGAACCUCUAUUACGUUAUGUAUAAGUUUGUGCUUUUUUUGUAUGAUUUAAUGGCGCUAAAUGUGGAAUGGAGCAAACGUUACGUGCAUAUAGACGAUGCAGCAAACUGUCAAGGUCAGGUCGCCGUUAUGCUUUGAGUUGACGCCUUACAACGCGAAAAGGCAAAGGGAGAUGAUUGAUUUCGCCUUUAUUGCAAACCUCAUUACUGAUAGGGAAGCGCGUGCCCCUCUCUUGUCGAGUUAUUAAAAGGGACUUGAAAGGAAAUUGUCAAGAUGGCAGCGACAAAAGAUAUGGGAAUGCACGGAUCCUUGAUUUUUUGCUUUCAUUUUUUCCAAAACGUGUUUUGAGACUGAAUCGAUGGGGUGAUCGCCGGAUCCUUCCUCAUGGGAAAUGCUACUUGUUUUUGUUUGCAACUUGGGCACGUUUUCUCUCCUAGGAUUUCUCGCUAAAUGAGACACUUUUGCCGUCCGCAGCCGCAUCGCAUCAGUGCCGUUGCGUUAGGCAGGAAGAGCAUUCCCUCAACUGGCACAACCUAGUUUCAUACUGUAUAAUAGAUAGGGGGAGAAAAAAAAACUAACCAGUCCAAGUGGCUGUUGUAAAACAAUCUGCAGAGCGAGGGGCUAAGCCAAAGCGAGAACAGCCGUGAUACAUCCGAGAGUAGCCAAAAUUUCGCUAUUUCGCCAACCUGCCUGAAAAAAAUCGCCUCCAUCUAUUUGAUCUUGCUGUUGUGGCACUAUGUGAAAUAGCGAUUCGACUGCAUUAUUGAACACCAGUUUGCAAGUUUAGCCUUACUGUGUUUUACUUUUGGAUGCAUUAUCAGGAAAAUGAUUGUUGUGGAAAUACGAUCCUCGAGAGUUUGGAUUUUUAAUUUUUGCAAUAAGCGAUUUCUUAAGGAAAUCUUGCCAAUAACCUUGAAAUAGACAGGAAACACGUGCAGACCUGUUCGCAAGACAGCUACUGAAUGAGGCAAAAUAUUUACUAAUCUCAGCGGAGCAACAUAACACCGUAGAUUGACCGUUCGUUUACUGUUACCCAAGCAUUAAUACAUUUCCUCAAACUGAAUUUUAGGGCAAAUUGGUUUUUUACAUUCUCUUUUAUUUUUUUGAGCAAAUUAUUUUUUACAGUUCUUUUAUAAAUCACUGCAGGGGAAAUGUGUUACUAGAUACUUUCUUGAAUGACAACAGAGAUCAACGAAACUGAAAAGAUUAUGGCACUCGCUCCGGCAACUGAUCCUAUUUCUUCGGCGGAUAUUGAGAUAGACCCAGAUUUUGAGCCACAAAAAAGACCAAGAUCGUGCACUUGGCCUCUGCCUAGACCUGAAUCAAAUGGCAACAAAAGCGAACUGACUGAUGCGGACAUAAUCCCCGAAGAGGUGGACGAUGGAGAGGACGCCGCUGGAUCUGCCAGCCACGAUGCCAGCAUCGCAACCGAGGACCGAACCAGCUCCGGCGGAAUAAACGGAGCCCCGGCCGGCGGGGACUGCGCCGAUUCACGGCUUAAUUCACAAUCUCUGGCUGCGGUGGACAACAGUUCCAACAACGACAGUCCGAGGCCACAACAGCCGCGGAAGUCCUGCCGGAGAAAUGCCUGGGGUAACCUCUCCUAUGCGGACCUCAUCACUACAGCAAUAGAGAGUUCGCCCGAGAAAAGGCUAACCCUGUCCCAAAUCUAUGACUGGAUGGUCAGGUGUGUGCCAUACUUUAAGGAUAAGGGCGACAGCAACAGUUCGGCUGGAUGGAAGAACUCUAUCCGGCACAAUCUGUCCCUCCACAGUCGUUUCAUUCGGGUGCAGAAUGAAGGUGCCGGCAAGAGCUCCUGGUGGAUGGUCAACGCCGAGGGUGGGAAAGGCGGCAAGGCCCCGCGGCGGCGAGCUAUGUCUAUGGACAACUGCAACAAGUACACCAAAAGUCGCGGACGGGCAACCAAGAAGAAGGUAGCCAUGCUGGCUGCUCGUGAAGGUAGCGUAGAGAGUCCGCCGGGCCUCGCCCAGUGGUCCGGGAGCCCCACCUCCCGCAGUAGUGACGAGCUCGACGUCUGGAUGGACUUCCGCUCACGUACCAGCUCCAAUGCUAGCACUGUCAGCGGCCGCCUAUCUCCUAUCCUAGCCAAUCCUGAGCUGGACCAGGUGCCUGACGACGACAUGCCGCUCUCCCCCAUGCUGUACUCCAGCCCCAGUGGGGUAUCCCCCUCGUUUAGCAAAGCCUCCCCCUCAGAGUUACCCUACCUGGCUGACCUGGCUGGAACCAUGAACCUGAAUGAGGGCCUCUCUGACAGCCUCAUGGACGACCUCUUGGAUAACAUGAGUUUCACCUUAUCUCAGCAGCAGUCUCUGGGAGACGCCGAUAGUGGCAGUGAGACUGGCAGUGCCCUGCACAGGAGCUCCAGCUUGACGCUGGACCCCAAAAACAGCGGUUUGGGUUCUCCUCCUGGCAGCUACACCAACUCCGUGUACGACGCCGUAUCCCUGCGCUCGUCGCCCAUGCAGACCAUCCAGGAGAACAAGCCUGCCACCUUUUCUUUUGUUUCCCUCUUCGGAAGCCAGAACCCGUGUUCCGAUCUGCUUCGCCACAGCGAUGUCAUGAUGACGCAGUCCGACCCACUGAUUUCACAGGCCAGCCUCCCGGCUUCUUCUCAGUUCCUACGUCGCAACAACGUGCUGCGCAAUGACCCCAUGAUGUCCAACAACCUCUGUUCGGUGAACCACUCCGGUCAGUCCCAGAACUCCUUGCUGAUGGGCUGGCACACCAGCUUGUCCUCCACCAAGGAGGACCUUGAGUUGACCAACGAGGCAAAUAACCUCAAAUCUGUCAGGCAAAAGCUCCAGUCACCUAUGCAAACUGGUUCCUCUGAGUCCUUCAUGUAUCCCAUCUCCAAUGGUGGCGGCGUCUCCAUCCCACUCACCAGCCAGGAACAUUACCUCAGUGACCCAGACCUGGACAUGCUCAGUAGCAGCCUGGAGAGUGACAUGGACUCCUUCAUUCGCAGUGAGCUGCUGGAUACUGAUGGUUUGGAUUGCAGCUUGGAUUCUCUGACCGCUGCUCAAAACACCAUCAACCUUAAUGCGGGGAAUCUCGCUAAAUCUAAAAAGACCUCAUCCCAGGACCAGCUACCCGGUUUAGAAGCUGGUCUCUGAGGACUAGAAGAUGGGGCAAGAUAAGCUUGAGUUCCAGCUGUACUUAAAUAUUCCAUUCCCCGUAUGGUUGUUCAGCCUUGUGAAUGUAAAUGUCAGUAAGCUCAGAUAGUAAACAUAUAGAUCUGUGUUUAUUAGAUAUAUCCCCAAUGAAAGGAUCAUGUUACUUAAUUUAUUUUUUCACCACAUGUUUUGGUAAGCUGUAACAUCUGUUUGUUAUAUUUUAUAUGGCCAGAUGCAGUAGUAUGAGGUAUUAUGAAAUGAGCAACAGUAUUACAAGGUGUUUAAAAGACAUGUCAAUGUGUAGAAUAUUUUUGGCAGCAGAUUAGGUCAAUAACUUAUUAACGUUAGUUUUUUUUAUGCAAUUAAACAAUCUUUUAGCGUAAGAGUUGCAUAAGUAAAAAAAAAAAAAAACGUUAAUAAAAAUGAAUAUACUCAUGGUGGACCAUUGGGAAA